Molecule: messenger RNA, 2931 nt
Organism: Panonychus citri (citrus red mite)
Lineage: Eukaryota; Metazoa; Arthropoda; Arachnida; Trombidiformes; Tetranychidae
Product: centrosomal protein 224-like
Exons: 6
Coding region: 1160-2770 (536 amino acids)
Biological process (GO): regulation of DNA-templated transcription
Molecular function (GO): protein binding
Source: RefSeq, a predicted model, not a curated record
UCUCACUCUACAAGAGUAACAGUAACAAUCUUCAUCAUCUCGAUUGACUGUCUUCCACUUUGAAAGAAGAAAGAAAGAGACGAUAAUCUCUUUUAUCAUCAGUGAGUCAGUGAGAAUGAUGAUGAACAUCGAGUUCUGUAAACAUCGAAAUGUUUUGUUACGAUUAUUUUCCAUCAAUUGAACAUUCCGAUCAUUAGAGAGAAAGGAGAAAAAAAAAGGAAGAGAGAGAAUUCGUGAAGCAUUUAUCAUCAUUCUCUCUUUUUGUGUAUAUGUGUGUCUCUCUCUCUCUCUCCCAUUUAUCUUCCUCAUCAUCACCGUCAUUGAGAGUGAAAAGUUACACUAAGAAAAAGAGUUUAGAAAACUUUUCUUCAACUUUGUUAUGUUUAUCGAACUAAUUUUAAGGCCAUUUUCCUUUUUCUAUCGAUCGUCAUAACCUGGUCAUCUUUUCCUAUCAUCAUCUUCUUAAUUGUUAACUUAAUUUCUAGGUCAUCAUAAGUUAAUCAAUAAGAAUCUUCAUCUCAUCACCAACAACAACAAUCAACUAAUCAUCACGAACGGAUAUUCCUAAAUUAAUGUGAUUUGUUUAUUUUCAUUUCCAUUUUAAUGAUCAACUAAUUAUUAUUAUAACUUUCUAAUUGUUUCUAUGCGCGAAUCAACAAUUGACAAAACUUCAAUUAAGUAAAAUUUGAUUGUAAAUUGUUUUCGCUUAAUUUUUUUUUGUCAACUUAAUCUAAAUUUAAUUGUGAAUCAAGUGUUAAUCUGGUUCCAAAGUGGUUUGUCUCAACGGAAUUAAUAACUCGGCCUUUACUGGUCUAUUUGAGUUGAUGCUCAAAUGUUUCUCAUCUAAUCAAACUAAAUCAUCUUCAUCGACCUUAUCAUCAACAGCUAAAUCCUUUAAUCCAUCAUCAUCAUUGUCAUCAUCAUCAUCAUCAGCUUCAUCAGCAACCUACUCAAUUCCUUAUCAUCUUAAUUAUCAUCUCAAUAGUCAAAAACCUCAGGAAAUUGGAGAUAUGAAAAAUAAAUUUGAUUGUCUAAAGAUAAUCCCGAUCCUAAUCCGGUUCGGGUUAAUCCUUUUUCGGGUUCAAGUGCUUUAAGGGGUAAAGUUGCUGUUGAGGGUGGAGGUGGUGGUGGUGGUGGUGAUGGUGGUGGUGGUGUCACCAUGAAUCCCAAUGGAGGUAAAUCAGCAUCAAAGGUUGUCGUUAAUCAGCCAUCACAAUUAAAAUCGGAUAAUAAAUCAACUACUGGCCUUGGAUUAAACUCUCGGAAUGAGAUUAAAUCAAAGGAAUCCGUUAAAUUGGAAAGUUCACAACCUGAGAUGAUUAGUCGACGAGAUAUAUUAUUACGUGCUAAACAAGCUGAACAAUCAAAGAGCCAAAGAAAGGUUCUUAAUUGUGAUUUAGAUGAUGAGGAUAUUUGGCAUGAUAAAGAUAAACUUUGUCAGGAUCACAUUGAAGAAGUUAUCAAUAAAUGGGAACAAAUUGACGAUGAAAUUUGGGCGAAAGUAAUUUGUAUGGAGAAAAAUCGUCGAGUGGCCAAGGCUUAUGCUCGUUUACCUUUUUUAAUUGUCGACGGGUCGGAUAUUGGUUUCGAUGGAAUCAGAGUUGGUCUUAAAGGUUUCGAGAAUCUUGAUCGACCUGAUAAAACAAAAGAAAUGCUCGAUACCCUUGGAGAGGGAGUUAAAAUAAAAAUGGACGACAAGGGUAAUAUAUUAAUUAAAAGGGUCGGUCGAUGUUCAGUUUAUGUGAAAAGUUUGACCAAUUCACCGGAUGGAUUAGGUUCUUGUCUUGGUAAAGACAUAAUUGAAUCUAAAGGUAAAUUAGAGUAUAAAAAGGUAUCAACUCUUUUCGAUAUCCGCUCGUUCCAGGCCAGUAUCACCGCUGAACUUAAGACCACUUAUCCGCAAGCUAGAAAAUUGGAGUCACAAUGUAUAACUGCGAUUACCUUUGGUAAAGAAUCGGGAAAUAUUGACCUUAUGGAAUCGCCUUCGUGGAUCAUGAUAAUCAACAUAGUUGCUCUUGAAUUGUUACGAAGUGAAUUACCUACAGUUAAUUUGGUUAAUUCAAUUAAUCAAUCACUUGUUUCUUUGGUGAAAAAUGGUGGACGAUCUCAUCAUAAUCAUAACCACUUAAAACAAUCAACUAAUAGCCCAAAGGGUCGUGAGGUUAUAACAAAUGACCGGAAGGGUAACAAUAACAAUAAUAAUAAUAAUAUCAAUGGCGAUGGUGGAUCAAUAAUUGAAGGUAAUUCUGUUUAUCAAUUAAUUGCAUACGAAGCAGGAUUAAUAGGUAAAAAUGGUAAAGGUCAAAGCAUAUUGACCAAUGGUAAACCUUCAACAGGUAAAUCCGAGCUGAAGAUUAGUAAAUCAUCAGUUAACAGUAAUAAAGGUGAUAAAUUAAAUCGUAAUCCAUUGAACCGAAAUCAAUUGAAAUCCAUUGGUUGUAAACUUCGUCUUCCUGAUCCUGAUUAUGAUUAUGAAUUACCACCGAUUCGGGAAUCAACUCUUCUUCGUAAAGAGGAUCCAUAUUAUUGUGGUCUAAGUGCUAAGGUUUCUCAUGGAUUACGAGAGAAACGAGAAAAUGGUCAAACCAAUGGACAAAACAAGAUUUAUAAGCCAGUUAAAAAUCGAAGCAAAUAUCCACUAAUUAGUAGAUUCUAUUCAUAUUCAUCUUCCGAUUCUUCACCAAGCAGUUGUGAGACAUCCUACUCAACUAUUUACAAUAGCAUAAGUGAUGGAUCAACCAGACUUGAUAUGAAAACUGGACGAUAUUAAUUAACUGCAACAAGGACAUUGAUGAUAAUGAUGUCGAUGAUGAUGAUGAUGAUGAUGAUGAAGAAAAUUGUUAAAAUUGUCUCUCUCUCACUCUGCUUGAGUUAUGUGCGAAACAUAUACCGGGCGAAAUUGUAACUGCCAACAAUGAGAAAUUAGAUAAA